Epinephelus fuscoguttatus (brown-marbled grouper) is the source of this 3374-nucleotide messenger RNA. RefSeq names its product protein phosphatase 1, regulatory (inhibitor) subunit 2 (gene ppp1r2). The coding region runs from base 241 to 882 and encodes 213 amino acids. Gene Ontology annotation, biological process: regulation of signal transduction. The record is from RefSeq and is a predicted model, not a curated record. The transcript is spliced from 6 exons. Gene Ontology annotation, molecular function: protein phosphatase inhibitor activity. Lineage: Eukaryota; Metazoa; Chordata; Actinopteri; Perciformes; Serranidae.
UAGUGCUGUCGCCCCACCAGUCCUGGGAACAACAAACGGAGAGUAGACAUGCUGAACAGCCAGUGCACAUAGGAUCCUGCAUGGGUUUGCCCGACUUUAUGGAAGACCACUGAGUUAUGACGGGGAGCAUGCUUAAAACCGAACCUGCCGUUGGUUACUGAGUCGCCGAAAUCACAGAGUCGGAAUAUCCGUUGAAGAGAAAUAGUUGAGCCAGCCGGGUCUGACAGUCAGCGUGUGGGAAUGGCAGCUCCCCGGCCGAUAAAAGGCAUCCUGAAAAACAAGAACACCGGGACAAACGUCAAAUCGCUGCCCGAUGAAGUACCACCAGACACCGCUGAACAAGCCCCCGUACUCUCGGAGGAAGACCAACAGAAGAAAUCCCAGAAAUGGGAUGAAAUGAACAUCCUGGCCACAUACCAUCCACCUGACAAAGACUAUGGCCUGAUGAAGAUUGAUGAACCCAGCACACCUUACAACAGGAUGGUGGGCGACGACGAUGAUGAAGGUGCGCUGAGUGACUCUGACGGCCACGGUGGACUCACGGCUGACGACCUGGCAUCAAAGCUGGUGGCAGCUGAGGGCUCAGAGCCUCGCUUCAUGAAACAAGAGGAAGAAGAGGAAGAGAGCAGCGAGGAGGAGGAAGAGGAGCUGACUCCUGAAGAACAAGCCAAAAAGAAGCAUUUUCAGAUGAUGAGGAAGAUGCACUACAACGAGGGCAUGAACAUCAAACUGGCCCGCCAGCUCAUCGCCAGAGAGCUUGAAGAUGACGAGGACGCAGACGAAGAGAUGACGGACGACACAGAAGAGCCGAGGGAGGACGCGGAGGAGACGGAGGAGAUCAGUGUUGACCCACCACAGGAAGCUGACUCUCUGGACUCGUAGAUGAGGCUUUUCUCCCACCUUCAUCCCCGGCGUGUCGGCUCCAGAUCCAGACAGACAAUGCCACUGCGCUCUGUGUCUCUAACGCCGGGCCACACAGCAGACACCGCUUUCACCACUCAACAGCUAAUAACCUCCCGGUCACCUGUCUCUGUCUCCACUGUUCCUUAGGACUGUGCAAUAUAACCUUCACUCUGGUUUCUAACUCCCUGAAUCAGUACAACACACAAGAGAAGACUGUUGCUCCUUCCUCCUCCUCCUCCUCCUCCUCCUCCUCCCCCCGUCUCCUGUUGCCAAGAACUUCCCCCUCCUUCCUCGUCUGGACUGCCAUGGCACUGAAGAAUAUGUGAUUCUGACCCUGAAAGGAUCAAGGCCUUGUAAAAAAAUAAAAAAAAUAAAUAAAAAAAUAAAAUACUGCUGGAUACCAGGACUCCCGUCUGGCCGCUCCACAGUCCGUCUGCAGGCCACAGAGCCAGUACGUCAGCCCUGGAGGCAGCCAGGGGAAACCCCACAGCCUCACUAAAGGCAUAUCUGAGACAUGACGACAGCGCUAUACUGGGUGCACUAAAGACGGCUUUUAUUUGUGUUGUGCUUCGUGACCCACCGCUCUGUUGCUUUUUCUUUCCUCCUCGAGUGCAUAAAAGUUGGACACCGUGACGACCAGUUAGGUUGUCUUUGCUUUUUACCUGGUAAUUCAGGUAGGAAUAGUACGAAACAACUGGACCUACGUGAUCUAAAUUCCAAAUUUGACAUCAUAAACCAACAAUGCAAACCAUGAAUUGACACACGUGUGCUGUGGUGUCUCACUCUGACACUUGCAGUCAACUGCAUGGCUUUGUGCUUAAAGUCAACAACAGAUUUUUCAAGCAUUAUGCUUCUUAUUUACUCUCUACAAGCAAGAACACUACACCAAACCUCAUUUACAAUUCUGGCAAUUAAAAAAAAACAUGUAUACCUCAUGGAUCGAGACCGUAGGCCUUUUUUAAAAAAUUGAAUCCAUUGAUGAAUUUGGCGUUUAAGUUAUCUAUCAAGAGACAUUUUUAUUAGUUGAAAAAAAUCAGAGUUUAAGUUCAUUUGUGGAGGAAGACUGCAGGACAUGUUGGUAAUGAACAUUUCAAAACGUUUAGUGAAGACUGAGUCAGAGUUUUCCUGGCUGUAAGGUAACAAAAAUUGGCACUUAACCUUUUUAUGUCUUGAAGAUAGCAGGAGGGACGGCGUUGAGGUCCCGCAGCACGUGCUACUGAUUAACAGGACAGUGUCCCGUCUGUGACAAGUUACGGUUACAAGCACCAGGCGCUUCUGUAGAUCUGACAUAGAAACAACCACUCACUGUGCUCUUGCUCAAAUGAUUUGUGUAGUCGAGUUGUCAGCGCAUGGAAACGUCACCAGACCUUUCUGAGGAAGGUGCAGUCAUUGAUUUUGUGUUAAAUUCCUCGCCUAGCUCCAUCACGCUUGAUUUAACGUUGUCAGAUCUACUUAAGUGUCCUGUACGACGCAGCUUGGGAAUGUCAAAGAAAGAGUUGUUAAUGCUACUGACUUUAGUUCAAGCAGAUGUUGGCAGCGGAGUUAACCACUAUGGCUUAUUGGAGGCGUUUCAAGGAUUUUUGUGAUGUCUGGGGUUCCUGCAAGUGUCGGAAAGUGACGAACAAGUCUUAAAAAAAAAUGUUGGAUUUGAAAGUUUCUGACUGUCAGUUUCCGGGGGCUUUACCUCGGCUACACUGUGUGGCGUCACAAGGGAGAGUCGAACGAAGCACCGCGAGGAAAGGUGUGUGGGAACCCUGAGUAUGUCUUGUGUUGUGAUCUCUUAAUUUUUCUUCUGACCCUUUAAUUCCUCACUGUGAUUGAAAGUGUUGAGCUCUGUAUUAUGGAUAACAAAAAGACCUACAGUAUGACUUCUGCAAACGUCCCUUUGCAGUUUAAUUUGUUCUCGUAGUUUAGCAUUCAGUGGCAUUUUUCUCUCCGUGAUUGAGGAUAAAGCAACUUCCUUUUCGGCCAUUUCCACCAACCGACAAGCUCACAUUAUUGUAGAGAAACAGGAGUGUGUGUGGAGAUACUGAUUUGACAUUGUGUUCACUGAAUUUGAACAGAGAAGCUAAGACGAUCGGUUAAUGUUCUCACUCAAGACAAAAGGACACAGUCCUCCAAACAUGACUGACAUGAUCACCCCGUAGGUGGUUAUUACCUGUCGAAUGUGCCUCUUAUGUAUUUAUGUACAUGUGUGUAAAAUGAACAGGCUAUGCUUCAUGUCGUUUUUUUCUUUUGCCUCACAUGUCCGCUGUCUGGCUUUUUGUUUGUGCGCCUCCUCUGCCCUGUUGGGAUUGUUUUCUUACGAUGACAGACUGUUAAAUAAGCACUGAGUGUCUGUCUCAAAAAUGACGUGGGUGCUACAUCCAUGUGUUUUUGUAUUCCCGGUUUGCAUGUCCUCUACCAUCAAACUGUGUGUAUUCUCUUUUGAUUUUGUCUCCGAUCAUUAAACAGAUGUUGUUAAGAACUAG